CAGUCAAUUGUAAGGUUGCGCGGUGAGCAGGAGUGUGGCGGAACUGGCAGUGUUCCUUUGUGUGUCUUUGACGUCUGGUUUUGGAUAUUAUCUCUCAGCUAACGCAGAACAGGUGGUUGCACGACCAGCCGGUGAUUCGCUCAAGGAAGACCCAAUAACGCCGCAGUCAUUAUGUCCAUAGUCACAGUCCUCGGCAGCAUGGGUACCGGAGGCCGAGUGCCCGGAAGAGGAAAUGCCAUGUACGGCUUCGGGGGAAUUCCUCCUUCCUUGAAGGAGAAGAAACUGAAGGAAGCCAAGCUGCAGAACGCCCUGGCAAAAGCCCAAGCUACAGCUGCAUCAGCAGCAGCAGCAGCAUCAGCUUCAAAUAACAACCCCACGACCACAACCACAACCUCUUCGGCCAAUACUCCCACAACCACCACUUCUCCCACAACGACCACCGAGCCCAAAAAAGUGGAGGACGCCAAAUGAGACACAGUUGAGAUGAAAAAGUGCUGUUGGUGAGGUUCGUGCCUGAAGUUGCCUCAGUGAAGCUGGAGGGGGAGGAGGAGGAGAAGAAAGAGCAGAUGGAGACAGGAGGAGUGCUUGAUCCCAUUUUUAUACUCGAAAGGAAAGAGACGCCAUGUUGGAUCCCCCUUAAUCGCACAAAACGCCAUACUUGGGGAUUCCUUGGUGGGCCUCUCCUUGCAAUCCCUUGGUCCUUUCUCUCGGUCACCCUUCGUAGCAUUAUGCCAGUUUAAGAUGUAAUCUCGUUGUGCGCGCUCCUUCUGCCAUCUCCAAAGCUAAUGGGCCAUUAAGACCUCCGAUGUCCCGACCCCCUCCGAGCGUCAGUUCUUUUUGGAAAGUCUCACACAUUCAUUUACAGUUGCCGGAGGAGGAGGUUCGUGUCCUUUGAUCCCCGCUGCCCUUAAGAGAGUUCCAGAUUCAAAUCCCUCCGACAAAAGGAGGACAAAAGAGGGAGUGUCCUUUUCCUCACUAGCUUAGAUGGACGAGGUUGCCGGCGUACAUCUUUUGUUCUUUAGGCGAGGACGAGCUGCUUGGGCCUUCGCUCUGAGCGAUUAAGUUGUGCUUCAGUAAGGUAAUAGCAUUCAUAAAGCUCACACAGUCUUUUUCCACUUGUGCUCUGGCAAUCAGAGGCUCAUAGAGAUCUAGAUACUCCUUGAAAGAGGAUAUUAUAUAUUCAUCAAUAAUUAAAUAUCUUUCCCUUAUAGCGGAAUAAUAAAGAGGAUCGCUGUUGCCUCCUUUUCCUAAGCAAGCCAUUUUUUAUAAUGAAUUCUAGAAACAUAUAUGUUCUUCGAUCAUAUGUUUGCGUCUAGAUUCGUCGUACACGCAGUUGCAGCAAUUAUAUUUUGUAUAUAUGCUUUGUCAAAGCACCUCGAAAGAAUAAUCCUUCUGCAGAAAUAUUCUAAUGAAAAGAAAGCUAAUAACUUAACAGAAACUUAUUUUUCUCCUUCCUGGCAAUUAAGAACUUAUCCUAAACAGAAUUCACUCACUUUGUUGGCAGUUCAAUUAGCCUAUUAAAAACUUGCAUUUCCCAUUUGAUUAUUUUCAUAAUUCUUGUAGAGCUCAGAAUCUCUCAGAAUCAGCUAGAGCGUUUCCAUUAAGCAGCAGUGAGAGGUUACUUAAGUGGACAGAAAUUCAAAGGUGUUAAAACACUGAUUCAUGUUGAAGACGAUACUGCUGAUAACAUAAGAGAAAAAGUGGAGAAUUGCAUUGAGGAUGAUUUUCAUGAUGAUGCUGUCCAGUGGUAAAUUCCCCAUCGAAAAUUUUUUUAUCAAUUUCCUUUGUUUGAGAAUCCUUUUUGUAGACCGAACUUUUUCGACAAAGAGUUGCUCAACAAAACCCAUCGAGACUCUUCGUGGAGAGAAAUUGUCUCAAAAUGAAAAGUGAAAAAGACUUUGAAAAUUAAGUCUUUCACACUUGUUGAACAAAAAUGGUGCCUCCUCUGAAAUGAAUUAUUAGUGUGUAGUGGUUGAAAUAAAAAUUGAAUAAAAGUCUUCAUAGAAAUAUAAAUCUUGUAACGAUGAUAAUUUUGGGAAAAAAAAAGAUUUAAGAGUAUAUUUUUCCCUUAGGGGGACCAGCACUAGCAAUGCAUGGCUAUGAGUUGUUUUAUUUGCGGAUUCACUUGUUUACACAUUUGAUUAUUCGAUUUUCUAAGGUAAAGGGACCACAAAGGUUCACCUGAUGAGUGUUGUCGUGUUUUCAGACUCGGUGUCAGUGUUGAAGUGUAAACUGUCAAGAGACUGUAGAUUUUGUGAAUGACCAAUGAAUAAGUCGCAAAAUAGGUCACAUGGCCAAACGUAUCUUUAGGAAAAGUGAUUUUUUUUUAAAGAAGUCGUACAACAGAUAAUGAUUUUUUUAAUGAAGUCGUACAACAGAUACUGAUUUUUUU
Messenger RNA from Macrobrachium nipponense, 2392 nucleotides. Its product is annotated as probable serine/threonine-protein kinase irlC. NCBI's taxonomy places the organism in Eukaryota, Metazoa, Arthropoda, Malacostraca, Decapoda, Palaemonidae. The record is from RefSeq and is a predicted model, not a curated record. The transcript is spliced from 5 exons. The coding region runs from base 172 to 471 and encodes 99 amino acids.